AUGAAUAGAAGCCUUGCGGUGGCAUAUGGUCGCCCAUUACUGCGGGCUAUCAACAGGAACUGGCUCCUUCAAAGAAACUCCUUUGCGAGUGUUGCAGCAGACACAAGACCGUACGAUGUCGUCGUCAUUGGAGGAGGUCAUGCGGGAGCAGAAGCUUGUGCAGGAGCUGCGCGAUCUGGUGCCAGGACUGCAUUGAUUACGCCGAAACUCGAGAAUAUCGGUGUUUGUUCUUGCAAUCCUAGUUUUGGGGGAAUAGGGAAGGGGACUAUGUUGAGGGAGGUGGAUGCGCUAGAUGGUGUUGCGGGGAGGAUUAUUGAUAAGGCGGGGGUGCAAUUUAAGGUGUUGAAUAGGAAGAAAGGUCCUGCGGUUUGGGGUCCUAGAGCGCGAGUCGAUAGGGAUUUAUACAAGAAGCAUAUGCGAGAGGAAUUGGAAGCGUAUCCGAACCUUUCAAUUGUAACGGGCAGUGUGGCCGAUAUCAUUGUUUCGAAGGAGGAGGGCGAGACGCAAAAUGGAAAGAUUACAGGUGUGCGACUGGAAUCGGGAGAAAUCAUACCUACGAAACAAGUGGUCAUCACGACUGGCACAUUUUUGGGCGGUGAAAUCCAUAUCGGCUUGGAAUGUUAUCCUGCAGGGCGCAUGGGCGAAGCGGCAACAUUUGGCUUGAGCAAAUCGUUGAAAGAUGCUGGUUUUACUCUAGGAAGGCUGAAGACGGGGACGCCUCCUCGGCUUGCAAAAGGUUCGAUCGAUUUUAAGAAUCUUGCCGUGCAGCCAGGAGAUCAACCACCGACGCCUUUCAGUUAUCUCAACAAAACUGUUUCUGUCCAGGAGCAACUACUCUGCCAUGCUACGUAUACGAAUGAGGCUUCGCAUGCCGUGGUCCGGGCAAAUUUAGAUAAGUCUAUACACAUUAGAGAGACUGUGAAAGGACCCAGAUACUGCCCGUCGCUCGAAUCCAAAGUCAUACGAUUCUCUGAUAAAGAUAGACACAUUGUAUGGCUAGAACCGGAAGGAUUUAACAGCGACAUCAUCUAUCCCAACGGUAUCUCCAUGACUAUACCAGCGGAGGCUCAGGAGCAACUUUUAAAAACCAUCCCGGGACUAGAAAAUGUCACAAUGACAGCUCCAGGUUAUGGUGUAGAGUACGAUUAUGUUGAUCCUCGAAGUCUAAAAGCAACACUGGAGACAAAGGCAAUUCAAGGUCUUUACUUGGCAGGUCAAAUAAAUGGUACUACAGGUUAUGAGGAAGCAGCUGCGCAAGGUAUCAUAGCGGGCAUCAAUGCUGGACUUGCAUCACAAUCAUUACCACAAUUGGUUUUAUCUCGCAGUGAUGGAUACAUAGGAAUCAUGAUCGAUGAUCUAAUCACUAAGGGUGUUUCGGAACCUUACCGCAUGUUCACGUCUCGCAGCGAAUACCGCAUGAGCGCCCGAGCCGACAAUGCCGAUUUGCGACUUACAGAAAAGGGGAGAUCGGCAGGAGUAGUAGGUGAAAAACGCUGGUCUGCCUUCAAUGAUGAGGUCGCUCAAAUGGAAGGUCUCAAAUUGGCGCUUGGAAAAAGUACAUUUAGUGCUCCGGUUUGGAUCAACGAUGGUUUUAAAGUAUCAAACGAUAGUACCAUGCGAAGUGCCUUUGACGUUCUACGCAUUAGAGACGUAACAAUCAACGAUUUGUCAACCCGUAUCCCAGAAAUUUUAACCUACACCCAACGAAUCAGAGAUAGAGUUGGUAUUGAAGCCGUUUAUGCACCAUAUGUCGCACAACAAAAAGCGGCACAGAGAGUCUUUCAAAAGGAUGAAAUGCUUAAAUUGCCGGUGGAUUUAGAUUAUGAUUCUAUAUACGGGAUUUCCAUGCAUGAGAAAUCGGUGCUGAAGAUGACAAGACCCGAGAGUGUGGGACAGGCAAGAAGAAUUGAGGGUAUGACGCCGAGUGGAUGUUUGAGGUUGUUGGCUUUUGUGAGGGAGAGGUCGAGGGCGGUUCAAAAGGCUAAUAUGUUUGAGGAGGUUACUAGGAAGAAAGGGGAGAGGGGUAUGUUGAUUGAGGGGGAGGGAGGAUUGAUAUGA
This is a messenger RNA of Sclerotinia sclerotiorum 1980 UF-70, 2058 nucleotides long. RefSeq lists its product as hypothetical. NCBI's taxonomy places the organism in Eukaryota, Fungi, Ascomycota, Leotiomycetes, Helotiales, Sclerotiniaceae. Gene Ontology annotation, cellular component: cytosol. The transcript has 3 exons. Gene Ontology annotation, molecular function: flavin adenine dinucleotide binding. The record is from RefSeq and is a predicted model, not a curated record. Bases 1 to 2058 code for a protein of 685 amino acids. Gene Ontology annotation, biological process: tRNA methylation; tRNA wobble uridine modification.